Corvus hawaiiensis (hawaiian crow) is the source of this 4554-nucleotide messenger RNA. RefSeq names its product pleckstrin homology and RhoGEF domain containing G7 (gene PLEKHG7). Gene Ontology annotation, biological process: Rho protein signal transduction. Gene Ontology annotation, molecular function: guanyl-nucleotide exchange factor activity. Bases 189 to 2510 code for a protein of 773 amino acids. The record is from RefSeq and is a predicted model, not a curated record. The transcript is spliced from 18 exons. Lineage: Eukaryota; Metazoa; Chordata; Aves; Passeriformes; Corvidae.
AUCCUACUAGAAAAAGCUUGUUCCCUAUCCCAGCAUUCAGUAAGGAGGCUUUAAGAGAGAAAAUGCUACUGUUAAGACUAGCAUCAGUUAACCAAGGACUUGUUGAAAAACUGAUUUAAAAGGAUGUGACAUAUUUACUUGGCUAUCUUGGUACGCAUAGAUAUAAAUCUUCGUGCUGCAAAUUAAGAAUGCAACAACCAAGCUCUGAUUAUUCUCCAGACCUGGUCAAAGAAACCUGCGCCAGAGUGGAACUUCGAGAUAGGGAAGAUGAUCUCCGUACGGAAAAUGCUGCUUUGUCUGGAAGCAGCAGCCCAGAAGUUGUCUUCAGUUCCUAUGAAAUGCAGACAGUACCAGUCUGUAUGGCCACCACCUUGCCUCCAGGCGACUACAUUCUCAGACGAGGUUACACAGGGUCUUCACUUCUGAGGCUUCCUACAGAGAAGUGCAUUGGGAUCCACCAUGAGCCUUUCCAGUUCGACCGCCAUGCUCAGGCCAGAAUUUCCACGUCUCCUACUUUAAGGCGUCUAAGGAUGGCCUCUGCCUCACAAGCACUGACACUUCAGGACUGUUCUGACACAGCUCAGCUGGGGAAUCAAAAGGAAUACACUGGCUCUCUCCACCACAUUUGUAAGAGUCCACCUCGGUGCAUUACCAUUUCCUCCUUGUCACUGCCCUCUUGUGUCCAUGCAAAAUUGUUGUCAUCCAAAGCCAAGUCUGAGACAACUACAGCAGCUCCAGAGUCUGAUGUACCCAGAUCAAAGCUUCCAAGCCAAGAGGAUCCUCUCAGCAAUGGCAGUUCCAAGGAGCCACCCAGAAACUCUUGGAGAGCCAACUCCGCUACGCUUCCUAAGAGACUCCCCUGCCCAAGCCCUACACUUUGGGUGGGUGUCCAGGAGAGCGGACUGCCCAUGCAAAGAGCUGUAAAGUGUCACGACACCACAGAAUCACAGAGUAGAUCAGCCGAGCGCAGGCGUAGCUCCCUGGUAGUGAGUCUGCCGGGACUCGAGGUGUUCCCUGGAGACCUCCUGGUGUCAGACAGUGCCAUGGACUACCUGCCCUACUCAUCCUUCCUGCUCAGUGCAGAGUCCAAAAAGUCAAGGUGGCCAUUUGCCAAAAGAGGAGCUCAGGGUAAAGACAAACAGAAGCAAGCAUCUGAUCUGGAAAAUUGUCUUUCAACUGUUAAGAUCAUAGACUGCUGCACAUAUGAAUUUUUCUGCUUUAAGAGUAAAUCUUGGCACGAAUUUAUAAAUGAGCAACAGACUGAGCAGAAAGAUGUCAACAGCCGGCUAGAAGUGAAAAAAGAAGCAGCAGUGUGGGAACUUUUCACAAGUGAAUGCACUUACUUUCUGGAUCAUUUGUUGGUUCUCAAGAUGAUAUUUAUGAACACUCUAAAAUACCUCCAGAGUAAUGAAUUUCUCUUGGAUGUGGAUUUGUGGAGACUUUUCGCGAACUUAGAGGAGUUAAACAAGAUAAGUCUCAGUUUACUGAAAACUUUUUUUGAAGCUGCGAAGAAGCAUGUCAGCAAGUCAGACUCUCCUAUGGAUUUCAGCUCCAUACUCAGAACGUUUUUUCAGGGUGACCUCUGCCAGACACACCAGAUUUAUUGCCUUAAUUAUACCUCUGCUGUCUUCUACUUGGAAAAACUGAGACAGAGAGAAGAUUUUAGCAUCUACCUGAAAUGGUGUGAACAAAAUGAACAGUGCAAGAGGUUGCAUCUGCCAGAGCUGCUAGUUGCUCCUCUGCAUCGAUUGACACGGUAUCCCCUCCUCCUCAACAACAUCUGGAAGAGGAGCACUGAUGAAACAGAGAAAAGUUUUAUCCAGUCACUUAAAGAGAAGGUGGAAAAGUCCAUAAGGGAUCUGGAAGGUAAAGUGAAAUGGUUGGACAACUUUCAGAAGUUCAGGCAGCUGCAAGAGGUCAUAAUUUGGCCUCAGAUCUGGGAUCGUGACAAAAGGUUCUUUGUCCCAGAGUGUUUGAAGCAAAACUUAAGAGAAAACAGCAGUGAAAACAUUUUGUCUUCAGUGAACAGACUUCUCCUUCAUGAAGGGCGGCUGAUGCUAGCAGAAAGCACAAGACUCCUUGACGUCUACCUCUUCUUAUUCGAUGAUUUCCUACUAAUUACCAAAAUUAAACGUAACAAAAAGAAAUAUGGAGGCUCAGACACCAGCUUAAUCCCUGUCUGUCCUUCCCUCACUCCUGAGCUGCAGUCCUUCAUAAGAGAGGGGGGACUUUGCACAGUCCUAGACCAGCCCAUCCCACUAGACAGACUCAUACUGAAAAACGUUGAACCCAUCCACAUUACAGUCUUCAGCCUGCGAAAUGCUUUUCUAAUACAGCAUGAGAACAGGUAUCGGCAGUGCAUAGCAGUCUUCUUGCUACAAGCUCAGACAGAAACUGCCAAGAAAGCAUGGAUGUCACAGAUAGAAACAGCAAUCUCCAAUUACCCUACCCAACAUGAAACCAAGAAAAGCACUGCUUUCUGCUUCCCUGUUAAAUCCUCUGAAAUUUAACAAUGUCAGCACAGCACUGACAGAGCCAGUGGAAGACUACAGUGGUGAUAAUAUAGUUAUGUCUUUCAGAACGCCUUAGGUCUCUGAAGCUAACAGAUCUCUGACUUGACUAGACAAAAGUAAAGAGCUUGGACCUCAGCAAGUAGGAAUAAAUUGGAAGAGGGGAAUGAGCCAUGCAACAAACAUAUUGCUCCUAGAUGCUCCUUUGCUUCACCUAGGGAAGGCUCUUGCCACUCAGGGAAGCUUUACUAGAGUUUGCCAUUUCCUAGAAAGCAUGACAGGGGAAAAACCUCUAUGUUGGUAAGGACAACUCAUUCCCCGGAGACGUUUAGAAGGGUUGCUCCAUCAUUCAAACUGUAUUAAUAAAUUUCAUUAAAUUAUGUAGCCAUAGCUCCUGAUAAUUAUGUGUCUCUACCUACUAACCUAUAAUACCACAAGGUGUUUUUUGCAGUAAUACUGAGAAUGUGUACAUACGUGUAUAUAUGUAUGCACUUACCUGGUCCAGUGCUCUCCAGAUACAGCCUAGGCCACUGUGAUACACAAAUUCCUGCUCUUCCCCUGUGCCUGUUAUGGGCAAGUUUUUGUCACAACUUCCUGGGAAAGGCACAGCCAUCAGGCUCUGUGCCAAGUGGUGAAUGCAUGAAGCAGGAGGGCAGAACAGUGCAGGCAGCAGAUCUGCACCAGGACACCGCACAAGCUGCCAACACCUUGCCACAACUUGGCUGACACAGCUUUGCUCCACCUCCCCAAUCCCGUGCUCAGCUGCACACUGCGUCACACCGAGGGCUCACCAGAACCUCAAAGCAUCUUGAAACCAGUGCUGACAUGACAGAAAGGUAUUUCAAGCCCAGAGGAGUCACACCUGACAGACUAAGGUCUGUGCUUUGUGUGCUGGCAGAAGGGAGAAGGUAUUUCACUUUGUAUACUUUUUACCAAAACAACCUUAAGCCAGGUCUACACACUUUACCAGACAAGUAGUCAUUCCUGGAGAGCAGCAUGUCUCCAAGGAGAACAGCCCAGAGGAAGAAAGUAUUUACACACAGGCUUGUCUUCAUGGAGAGACAAGCUCAAUAGGCUUUUCUGUGGUGUCAAGAGAAAGACACCUCAGGAAGCAGUCAAGGCAGAAACUGACUUUCCAAUUCAAACUGCCUUUCAGAGGACACCUCUCCAUCUUUCUCCAUAUCCACACAGAGGCCCUGCCUCAAUAGUCAAACAUGGGUUUUUGUUCAUGCCCCCACAAUUCAAUAGUGGCUUUGUCACACAACUGAUCUCCCACAUUAAUCAUCUGGCUUCUCUCUGCAACACAGUUCCACCCUGAAAGAGCUUUCCAUUUCACAAGUGAGACCUUCAUUGGUCUAAAAACUAAAACAAGUGCUAGUUUUGAGUCUUCUAUUUAUGCCAAUUGUCCAACUGCAUCGAAUGUGAUGUCUGAACACAGCCAGUGACAGAAGGACUUUCAUCAAAUGUGGGAUACUCAGCAGCCUCGCACAGCUAUUGGGAAUGGAAAGACUACUCUGAAUUUAACCUGUGAAAAAAACAGAUUUGAAAAACAGUCAUUAUUAAUGUGUCCUCAGGAAUGUGAAAGCCUUUGCUGCAACACCCCACAACUCUAAGAAACUGGAACAUUUAGCUUGUUCUUACAUGUGUAAGAACAGGCUUCCCUACAGUUCAUUUGUAAAACUACAUAUCCACCAUUUCAAAGUAGCUUUGCUGUCUGAAACAGGGCAAGGUAGUUUUGAAUGAUAUAACCUGGUCUAUUAGAAAGGUCUAAUUUUUUUAUUAUUAUUAUUAAUCAUUCCUUUAACAGAUUAGAAAACAAAAAUGACAUUUCAGCAACAAUUCAUCAUAGUUUACACAGAACACGUUGAUGCAUGGUGUCACCUUCUCAUUCAAAUCCACAGCCACCUUCCAGAUCACAAAGUUAAAGAAUUACAGUGCACAUUGGAUUAAAUUCUUCCACAAUGUAAGGCACAACUACAUGAUCACAACUAGUAAACACAAACACUGAAAGCAGAACUUAAGAGAAUAAAACUUCAAUUAUAAA